Messenger RNA from Dentiscutata heterogama, 2273 nucleotides. Lineage: Eukaryota; Fungi; Glomeromycota; Glomeromycetes; Diversisporales; Gigasporaceae. The record is from the annotation of a GenBank genome assembly.
AUGUCAAACACGAUAUAUCAUAAGGAUGGCAGUGGUAAUGAUGAUGGAUGGCAAGAACAUAAAUUUGAUAUAUUAAAAAAAUUACUUUGGUUUGUCGAUACUGAUGAUUCAUCAAUCACCACCUCCCUUCUAGAAGAUGACUAUGUUCAAGUAACUUUUCAUGUCCACCUCCCACCAAAAAUUGAGGAUAUCUCUCGUGAAUUUAAAUCAGCAGAAAAAACAACUCCUUGUGUAAUUGGUAAUAUUGAUGAACUUGGUAAUUGGGAAAAUGUAGUAGUUCCACUUAAACAACCUUAUUCAAAACCGCUAAAACUCUAUGGUGAGAAAAAUAGUACUUAUUGGGUGUCUGAACCCGUGACAAUUCCGGUGAGCAAAUUCAAUGAAGGGGAGGUAAAGUAUAAGUACGCAGUGCAAAUUGUUGAGAAAGUGGAUAAAAAAAGUAUUAAAGCUGAGGAAAAGAAGAUCAAAGAAGCUGAGAAGAAGGCAGAAAAGGAUAGAAAGGAAGCUGAAAAGAAGGCAGCAAAGGAAAAAAGAGAGGAAGAAAAAAGGGCCAAAAAAGCUGAAAAGGAAAAAAGAGAAGCUGAAAAAAAAGUUGCAAAUAAUAAGAAAUCUGGUGAUGAUAAUAUUCAAGAAGGUGAAAAUAAGAAACCUGGUGAUGAUAAUAUUCAAGAAGGUGAAAAUAGUAGAGACAAUGAUAAGUUAAAAGAAAGCGAAAAGUUAGACAGAAAAAUAAAGGAAGAGCCUAAAAAGUAUUGGUUUCAUGAGAUUAUUCAUGAUACUCUAGACCAUCGUAUAUUAAAUAUGAAAGGUGGACUUAUUAACCAGUUUGACAUGGUGAGACAGAUAGAUAUUGGCAAGCGUUCGUAUUAUAAACGUGUUCACGAUUACGAAUUCUUUAAAAUAAUCUGGAAAUCACUUUCGUCAGAUAACGCUAAAAUAAAGCUUAAGGAAUAUCUAGAUAUUUUGGAAAAGUUUCCUGAUGAAACAUUAUCGGCCAGUGAUGUAAAAUUUAUCGGGAAUGAAAUUCGCAACACAACCGAUAAAGAUAAACGCUUAUUUUUAAGUAUUAUACUAGGAUAUUACAUUAUGACACGUUCUAAUACAUUUGGCAAUUACAAUUUACUUGGAAAGAAAUUUCCGUCUCAAUAUGUAUUUGAAUCUAUUGAAAAGUUUCAACCUGAAGACUGGUUACCUAAUACAAAGGAAAUUCUUUUAACAACUCUUCGUGCAUCGAUUGUACGUGAGGUACAAUAUGAUGAAUAUUUUUGGGUGAAAGCAAUGUUUACGUCGGCACAUUUGUUAGAUCCAGAUUAUAGCUUUUUGGAAUGUGUUUAUAAUCAGAAAUUUACCGAAAAAUAUUCGAAAUUGCUCGUUGAAUUUUAUUUUCCAAAAUAUGUUACACCCAACAUUGACAAAAUUGAGUCUGAUGAUAAAUACUCUAGAAUCGCCAAGUGGAUGUUAAAAAUAUGCAGUAAUAUGAAUCAGCUAUUAAAAGUAUGGGGUUCUUUAUUAGAACACAUAAAAUAUAGUGAUAUAUCGUUGCGAAACAUAUUUCUUGAGAAAAUACAGUUCCACAUUUCAUCAGUAUCUGCAGAAUUACUAGAAGAACAUUUUAAUGCAAUCCUCAAUGAUUUCAAGUCAGAAGUGGCAGAACCAUUUCGAAGAGCCGCAUUUGCUUUAUUAGAACAAACUUCUACUUAUAAAUGGACCACAUCCAAUGUGGAUUCUAUAUAUCGCAUAUUACAAAAUGAUCAGUUCGAAUGGAACAAAGAACAUCAUCUUCGAGCGCUCCAUAUCAUCUCUGUAUCAAAAAGCAGGAUAUUAUUAGAUAAAUUUCCAAAAUUGCUUAAAUUCUGGUUUAACAAAUAUAAUAAAACUAUUGACUUAACAGAAACAAAUAAUAUUCCAACUAUCUGUAAACAAUGGUACCGUAGUAUACUUCAUCAUCUUAAUUUUACUGCUGAUGACUGUAAAUACGUUUACGACGUGUUUGAAAAUCUAUCAUAUAUAUAUGAUACAAUAAAGAAUCGACCAGAUAUAUUGACUAACUUAAUCGAAAUCGCUAUCGAUCGAUGUAAUCAGUGUAGUGAUAGUAGAGUUUUUGGUGCUACUAAACAUAUUCACAAGUUCAGCACGUUGAGUCAGGAUCUUGUUACACCAUUUGCACAAAUGGUGAAAGAAAAACUUUUAAUUAAGAAUACUGAUGACGCAUUGUUGCAAAAGAUGCAACAAAUUUGUGCAUGUAAAUCAAAUGUUUUGGAAGUUCCUAAUGU